This is a messenger RNA of Elgaria multicarinata webbii, 2023 nucleotides long. RefSeq names its product sciellin (gene SCEL). Gene Ontology annotation, cellular component: cytoplasm. The record is from RefSeq and is a predicted model, not a curated record. Lineage: Eukaryota; Metazoa; Chordata; Lepidosauria; Squamata; Anguidae. The transcript has 26 exons. Gene Ontology annotation, biological process: epidermis development. The coding region runs from base 86 to 1771 and encodes 561 amino acids.
UGCACAACAGUAUUCGCCAGGUUCUUGAUCUUCUCAUUCAUGGUAUAAAGAAGAGUGCAUAAUAAAGGAUACAUCGCUGAAGAAAAUGACAACAUUCACUGUAGGAAAAUCAUCCCCUAACAAAAGUGAUCAGAAGAAUGCUUCGCUCGCAAUGAAGAGCAGACAACAAGUUAUUAAUGAGGUCAACAAACGAAGGACCCUAUUGCAAGAUAACAGCUGGAUAAAGAAAAAACCUGAGGAGGAAAACACUGAUGAGAACUAUGGCAGAGUGGUUCUUAAUCAAUACAAAUCACAAGACGGCUUACACAGGAGCGCAGAUGAAAAUGAUGAUCAAAAAACUUUGCUUAGCCGAUACAGAUCUGAUACUACUUUAGACAGGAUUUCUGGCAGCAGUGAUGCUGACAAAGCAAAUACGCUUCCUGCCUUAGAUAGCAGGCCAAGUAAGAGCAAGGAGCUUGAUAUAUCUGUCAAAACAGGCAAUGUCACAUCACCUGUGAAGAAGAAAAGACAGUCAUGGAUGCCUCCCCCAGUCUCAAACCAGAAGACCACCACAGACAAUGUGGAACAACACAAAAGGCAUUCCUGGAACCCACCAAAUACAGCUGCAGCAGUAACCAUCAACAAUAAACCAGUUCCUACCACUUCAGACAAAGCAGGAGGACCAAAGAUGACUAUCUAUUCAUCAGAAAUAAUUACAUCUCCAAAGCCAAAUGCUGUUGUGAAUGAUCAGCCCAGAAUUAGGCAGAUCUGUCCAAUGAAACCCAGUGCAUCAGAUGCAAACAUUAGCAGAACUGUGACUGCAGAGAGAACUGGGAGAAGCCAAGACCUGGAUAAUCUCGUUGAGGUCAGAGCCAUAGGUGAUAAAAGUGACCAAGGAAGCCAAAAACUGGACAAUCUCAUCAAAGUCAAAGCCACCAGUGAUAAACCUGACAAGGGACACCAAGACCUUGAUGAUCUCAUCAAAGUGAAUCGCACUUCUAAUGGGCAGGACAAGGGAAGCGAAGAUCUGGACGAUCUCAUAGAAAUAAAAACAUCUACUAUAGAUCAAAAUAAAAAGCGAAGCCAAGAACUGGAUGAUCUCAUAGAAAUACAAUCAUCUACUGUGGAUCAAAAUAAAAAGCGAAGCCAAGAACUGGAUGAUCUCAUAGAAAUACAAUCAUCUACAAUGGAUCAAAAUAAAAAACGAAGCCAAGGACUGGAUGACCUCAUAGAAAUAAAAACAUCUACAAUGGAUCAAAAUAAAAAACGAAGUCCAGACCUGGAUGAUCUCAUAGUAAUGCAAUCAACUGCUAUGGAUCAAAAUAAAAAAUGGGCACCUGAACAAGGCUCUGAAUCUGCCAAUAUUCCAGGCAAUCAGUCAGACACAAACAAUUCAUACCAGGUCACAAGAGGAUCCAGCUAUAAUUCCUCAAGCAGUCACUCAAGUCCAAAGGACACUAUUGUGUACACCAGAACAUAUGAGAAUAGCCGAUUUCCCCAUGAUGCUUAUGAAGACAACAUCUCUAGGAAAUCUAUUAAAACUGUUUACUCUACUUCUGAUAGGGCCGUUAUUGAAAAAGAAAUGUGCACUUACUGCCGGAAGCCCUUGGGCACAGACACGAAGAUGAUCCUCGAUGCUUUGCAGAUUUGUUGUCAUGCAACUUGUUUCAAGUGUGAAGUCUGCAAAGCUGCUCUGGAAAAUCUGAAGGCAGGAGACAGCAUUUGGCUUUACAAGAACACAGUGCAUUGCACACCAUGCUAUUCUGAAGUUAAAGCAUCGUGGGUCUACUAAUCUUUACUGAAGUCAGAUCAAGUGCAAUUUCAGAUGAUCAGCUGCCUGCAUUUAUCUUUGAAAAUCAUAUGCUUUUUUUGGAUGAGGAAAGUAUUCUAGGAAUCACAAACAGUAGAAAUUGAAGCGAUGUGAAAAUUGAAAUGAUACGCAGCCUCUGAAAGGAAGAUAAUAUAUGAUGGCAUGUGCCUAGUGAUAUCUGCAUUAUCAGCAACAAGAGAAAUGUCUAAUGCUGCAAUCCUAUGCACACUUAGC